Daucus carota subsp. sativus is the source of this 3432-nucleotide messenger RNA. Its product is annotated as probable copper-transporting ATPase HMA5. Gene Ontology annotation, biological process: monoatomic cation transport. Bases 298 to 3258 code for a protein of 986 amino acids. The record is from RefSeq and is a predicted model, not a curated record. Gene Ontology annotation, molecular function: ATP hydrolysis activity; copper ion binding; ATPase-coupled monoatomic cation transmembrane transporter activity. The transcript is spliced from 6 exons. Gene Ontology annotation, cellular component: membrane. Lineage: Eukaryota; Viridiplantae; Streptophyta; Magnoliopsida; Apiales; Apiaceae.
AUUGAUGGAUUCUGACUCUCUUACAUGCCUAGCCGAUUAGCCCCAUAACUCCUGCCAACCCUCAUUCAAGUUGGAUAUAUAGCUAAAAAAAUGAUGAAUUUCAAGAACACACGGUAAUCUCAAGCACUGACGUCCUUUUUUGUUAGGAUAAGUUAUGAUUGACGUAUUUUACGUGCAACUACAUAAAAUGUGUUUUAAAAGUGUUUAAAUUAUGUUUAGUCAAAUAAAUCAUAAAAUGGCCGAGGACACGUUGUUUAUAUGAUUCUUAGCAGCAAAACAAAGUGACUAGUGAGUUUAAUGGCAGCAAGAUUGUUGUCAAUUGCAUGCAUUCGGCAAAAAAAUUAUGGAGAUUUAUCGCCAAGUCCGCAUUAUCCGUCGAUGCCGAAAGGUGUUACACCGGAACAUGAGAAGCUGCUUCGAGGGUCGGAGUCGAUGGCCUUGUUUUCGGUUAGUGGAAUGAGUUGUUCUGCUUGUGCUGCGUGUAUUGAGAAGGCUGUGAAACGGCUUCCUGGGAUUAAGAAUGCAGGUGUUGAUGUGCUUAAUAGUCGGGCUCAGGUCUUGUUUUAUCCCUCCCUCGUUGAUGAGGAAACAAUUCGCGAGACUAUUGAAGAUGCUGGAUUCAGUGCCAGAUUAAUUGAAGAAGAGAACAGUGAUAGUUCCACUAAAGUAUGUCGAAUUCUGAUUAAGGGAAUGACAUGCAGUUCUUGUUCCACUACUGUUGAAUCUGUUUUACAGGCUCUGCCUGGGGUACUCAAAGCACAAGUAGCAUUAGCAACUGAAGAAGCUCAAGUUCGAUAUGAUUCAAAGAUUGUGACUCAAAGUAAGAUUUUUGAGACAAUAGAAGACAGUGGAUUUGAGACCAUACUGGUUAGUUCAGGGGAAGAUCUUAGCAGAAUUGAACUCAAAGUUGAUGGAAUGGAAACUGGUAAAUGUACAAGAAUCAUUGAAAAUUCACUUAAAGCACUACCAGGAGUUGAAGACCUCGCUAUUGAUCCCGGGCUCAACAAGUUUUCUGUUUCUUACAAUGCAAGCAUGACGGGGCCUAGAAAUUUCAUUCAAGUCAUCCAGUCGACUGGAUCAGGUCGGUAUAAGGCAUAUAUAUAUCCAGAAGGAGAAGGGGGAGGAGGCCGAGAUGCACAUAAGAGACAGGAAAUCAAACAAUAUUUUAGCUGUUUCCUAUGGAGUUUAAUUUUUACAAUUCCUAUAUUCUUAUCAUCCAUGGUUUUCAUGUAUAUACCUGGAAUUAAGCAUGUACUGAACAGGAAAGUUGUGAAUAUGUUGGAGAUUGGUGGGCUCAUGAGGUGGAUAUUGGCUACUCCGGUGCAGUUUGUCAUCGGGAGGAGAUUCUACACGGGCUCCUACAAGGCAUUAAAACAUGGUUCUGCAAACAUGGAUGUUUUAAUUGCAUUAGGAACAAAUGCAGCAUACUUUUAUUCCGUCUACAUGGUUUUGAGAGCUGCUACCUCUCCGCAUUUUGAGGCAACGGAUUUCUUUGAGACGAGCUCAAUGCUUAUUUCAUUUAUUCUUCUAGGAAAAUAUUUAGAGAUUCUGGCCAAGGGCAAGACUUCUGAGGCCAUUUCCAAGCUUAUGAACCUGACACCACACACUGCAACACUGUUAACCUUGGACAUCGAAGGAAAUGUAAAGAAUGAGGAAGAAAUAGACAGCAGGUUGAUCCAACGGAAUGACAUGAUUAAGAUCCUCCCUGGUGCCAAGGUAGCGUCAGAUGGUAUCGUCAUGUGGGGACAAAGCCAUGUGAAUGAGAGCAUGAUUACAGGAGAAGCUCGUCCAGUGGCCAAAAGACAGGGUGACACAGUGAUUGGAGGCACUGUGAAUGAAAAUGGGGUGCUACAUAUCAAGGCAACUCAUGUCGGUUCAGAGAGUGCUCUUUCACAAAUUGUUAGGCUUGUUGAGUCAGCACAGAUGGCUAAAGCUCCAGUACAAAAAUUUGCUGAUCGUAUAUCCAAAUAUUUUGUGCCUAUGGUCAUCGCUCUAUCUGUUUUCACUUGGCUCGCUUGGUUUUUAGCUGGAAAAUUUAAUAGCUAUCCAAAAUCUUGGAUUCCAUCCUCCAUGGAUAGCUUUCAGCUUGCUCUGCAGUUUGGCAUUUCUGUCAUGGUCAUAGCAUGUCCAUGUGCUCUUGGUUUGGCGACUCCAACAGCUGUGAUGGUUGGUACAGGAGUUGGUGCCACUCAAGGUAUUCUGAUCAAAGGGGGCCAGGCCCUAGAGAGUGCUCAUAAGGUGAACUGCAUUGUCUUUGACAAGACUGGGACUCUCACAAUGGGCAAGCCACAGGUAGUUGACACAAAACUUCUAAGAAAUAUGGUGCUUGCAGAAUUUUAUGAGUUGAUUGCUGCAGCUGAGGUAAAUAGCGAGCACCCUUUGGCCAAGGCAAUUGUAGAGUAUGCUAAGAAAUUUAGAGAGGAUGGGGAAAAUCCUGUCUGGCCAGAGGCUCGAGACUUUCAAUCUAUUACUGGACAUGGUGUGAAAGCUGUUGUUCGUAAUAAAGAGAUAAAUGUGGGAAACAAGAGCCUGAUGUUGGAUCUCAACAUUAGUAUUCCGAUUGAUGCAGAGGAAAUGCUUGCAGAAGCUGAAGGAAUGGCUCAAACUGGGAUUCUUGUGUCAAUAGAUGGGCAGUUAACUGGAGUUAUUGCCAUAUCUGAUCCAUUAAAGCCUAGUGCUCGGGAAGUGAUAUCGAUUCUCAAAUCAAUGAAUGUCAAGAGUAUUAUGGUGACAGGUGAUAACUGGGGAACUGCCAUGUCCAUAGCGAAGGAAGUUGGGAUUGACACAGUUAUUGCAGAAGCAAAACCAGAGUACAAAGCUGAAAAAGUGAAGGAAUUACAGGCUUCAGGAUAUACUGUGGCAAUGGUGGGAGAUGGAAUUAAUGACUCACCAGCCCUCGUGGCUGCUGAUGUUGGAAUGGCAAUCGGCGCAGGUACAGACAUUGCCAUCGAGGCAGCUGACAUCGUUCUUAUGAAAAGCAACUUGGAGGAUGUGAUUACUGCCAUUGAUCUUUCCAGGAGAACCUUUACCAGAAUCCGCCUGAACUACAUAUGGGCCUUGGGUUACAAUCUCCUAGGAAUUCCUAUUGCUGCCGGUGUCCUUUUCCCGUCUACUGGAUUCCGCUUGCCACCCUGGAUAGCUGGAGCUGCAAUGGCAGCAUCAUCAGUUAGUGUGGUUUGUUGCUCUCUUCUGUUGAGGUAUUAUAAAAGACCCAAGGAGUUGGAUUCACUUGAGAUGGGAGGAAUAACUGUUGAGUGAUGCAACCUGAUAAUCUGAUAUCAUGCUUUUGUGUAUAUUUAAGUCCAAUCUUUCAUAUUUGUUCUCUGCAAAUUAAGCCACUAGCUUAGCCACUAGAUCAAGUGAUCCACCUCUUAUCAUGUUCAUGUUGUCCUGUUACAAUGUAUUACACUACUUGCAUAAUCAUAUUAUUUA